AAGGCGCUUUGUUGUUCUUGCAGGACAGAAGACGAAGACAAUUAUUUUUAAUUCUUUGUUAACAACCCGGGUUAAGCAAAGAUACCAUCUCACAUGGUUCAAUAUAGUUAAACACCAACCAAGCGUGGAGUUGUCCAGUAAAAACUGGAGUAUUUGUGGGACCAUAUCAAGUCAGCAUUGAGCUAGCAUUAGCCUCUCCGGGAGGGAGUCCACUAUCCAGAUUGGAGCGGAAGGAAUUCCAAACACUGGGAAGAAGGGGGGGGGGGAGAAAUUACUGCUGGGAUGCCUCACGCAAGUUGAAAAAAACAUGUAUUUCACAGUUCCUCCCGGGAUUAUGGCACUGUAAACCUGGGAUAUGUGUUUGUAUGACUGAUACCAACUCACUGGAACGACUUGAUGGUGUUUUUUUUAACAGUUAACGUGACCAGUUUAGCGAGUUAGCCACGUAGCUACGUAGCCCUCAGGAGGAAGACAUUUAAAAUGGCGGAGGUUUGGCCCAUUCCUUCGGCCCUUGUCUUCAUGCUGCUGAGUUUGAGUGCCUGGGCUCUGGAGUCUUGUCCCGCUCCCUGCUCGUGUUUAAGAGGACAACAUGAGGGCUAUAUUCUGGACUGCAACAGGAAAAGACUUUCGGCGGCUCCCGUGGACCCACCAGAGGGGAUAACCCAAGUCACCAUGAAUCACAAUGAGCUGACUGUUCUUCCUUUUCUUGGAGAUGUUUCCUCCAAUGUCACCACGCUGUCCUUAGUCCACAAUCGGAUCUCUGAGCUUUCGAUGCAUCAGCUCCAGCUGUAUGUUUCCUUAGAGACACUGGACCUGACCUCCAACUCCAUCACAGAGCUCAACGUUGGAUCUUUCCCCUCCAUGCAGCUGAAAUAUCUGAAUUUGAGUAAUAACAGGAUCAGCGUCCUGGAGCCUGGCUGCUUUGAAAACAUCUCCAGCUCCCUGCUGGUGCUGAAGCUGAACAGGAACAGAUUGGCUAUGCUGCCGUCCAAAGUCUUCAAACUUCCCCAGCUGCAGUUCCUGGAAAUGAAGCGUAACAAGAUCAAGAUAGUGGACAGUCUGACUUUUAAAGGGAUGGAAUUGCUGAAGUCGCUGAAGAUGCAGAGGAACAGCAUCACCAAACUCAUGGAUGGAGCCUUUUUUGGACUUAACAACAUUGAAGAACUAGAGCUGGAGCACAACAACCUCACGGAGGUCAACAAAGGCUGGCUGUAUGGACUGCGCAUGCUGCGUAUCCUGCGGGUCAGCCAGAAUACUGUCGGCAUCAUCCGACCAGACGCCUGGGAGUUCUGCCAAAAGCUGGAGGAACUAGACCUGUCCUUCAAUCAUCUGACUCGACUUGAGGAGACGGCCUUCGUAGGAUUAGGUCUACUGGACAGCCUGAACCUCGGGGAAAACUCCAUCAGCCAUUUGGGAGAGGGAGUGUUCAGCGGCCUGACGAGUCUGCGCACCCUUGAUAUCCGCAAUAAUGAAAUCUCCUGGGCCAUUGAAGACUCCAUUGGUGUGUUUGUUGGGAUGAAGAAGCUGAACACACUAAUAAUACAGCGGAACAAAAUCAAAUCAAUCACCAAGAAAGCGUUCGAGGGCCUGGACGAGCUGGAGCAUCUGGACCUGAGCAAGAACGGCAUCAUGUCGAUACACCCUGAGGCGAUGUCCCACAUGAAGCUCAAAGAGUUCGUCCUGAACACCAGCAGCCUGCUGUGUGACUGCCACAUGCAGUGGCUGGGGCCGUGGCUGACCGAGAGCAACUUCCACCAGUCCGUCUCCGCCGUCUGCGCUCACCCUGCCAGCCUGCUCGCUCAUAAUGUCCUGUCCAUCAGCCCUGACGAGUUCGUUUGUGAUGAUUUCCCCAAGCCCCUGAUCACAACUCAUCCAGAGACGUAUGAGGCGCUGCGGGGGAACAACGUGAGUCUGAGCUGCGUGGCGUCAAGCAGCAGCGAUUCGCCGAUGACCACGGCUUGGCGGAAGGACGGGGAGGUGCUGUAUGAUGCAGAGGUGCAAAACUACGCCCGGUACCAGGAGGGAGAGCUGAUCUACACCACCGUGCUCCACCUGCUCAAUGCCAACUUCACCGACGAGGGCCGCUACCAGUGUGUGGUCUCCAAUCACUUCGGCUCCAACUACUCCAACAGGGCCAAGCUUACGGUCAACGAGCUGCCGUCCUUCCUGAAGACUCCCAUGGAUCUGACGAUACGCACGGGGACUAUGGCCAGGCUGGAGUGUGCCGCUGAAGGCCAUCCAUCCCCCCAGAUUGCCUGGAAAAAAGACGGAGGCACGGACUUCCCCGCCGCCCGAGAGCGCAGGAUGCACGUGAUGCCAGAUGACGACAUCUUUUUCAUCGCUAACGUCAAGACUGAAGACAUGGGAGUGUACAGCUGCACGGCUCAAAACGCAGCCGGCAGUCUGUCCGCGAACGCUACUCUCACUGUCCUGGAAACACCAUCCUUCAUGCGGCCGCUGGAAGACAGGACCGUGGCCCGCGGUGAAACGGCCGUGCUCCAGUGUAUCGCCGGAGGCAGCCCGGCCCCUCGCCUCAACUGGACCAAAGACGACGGACCCCUGGUCCUCACCGAGCGCCACUUCUUUGCUGCAGCCAAUCAGCUCCUCAUCAUAGUGGAUGCCGGUCCUGCUGAUGCUGGGAAAUACACCUGUAUCAUGUCCAAUACUCUGGGAACGGAGCGUGGACACAUCUACCUCAGCGUGUCGCCGUCAACAAACUGUGACACCGGCACCGGGUACGACCAGGACGGCUGGACCACCGUGGGCAUCGUGGUGAUCGUGGUGGUGUGCUGUGUGGUCGGCACCUCGCUGGUCUGGGUCAUUGUCAUCUAUCACAUGCGCAGGAAAAGCGAGGACUACAGUAUCAGCAACACAGACGAGAUGAAUUUGCCAGCAGACAUCCCCAGCUACCUGUCCUCCCAGGGAACUCUGUCAGAGCCACAGGAAGGCUACAGCAACUCUGAGGCUGGCAGCCACCAGCAGCUCAUGCCUCCUCUCUCCAACGGAUACGUCCACAAAGGCACAGAUGGUGUGUGUUAUGGAGACACGGGCAGCGAGGUGGAGACGGAGGGGAGCGGCAUGCUGCACUGCCGGGUCGGCUCUCUAUUCACCGGCCGUAGCAGCUUCCACCCUGGAGAGCCCCGCGACGGACUGACCGGACACCCAGCAGGAGGUGCAGGUCCACUUGUCAUCUGCUCUGACUGCUACGACAACGCCAACAUCUACUCUCGCACACGGGAGUACUGUCCCUACGCCUAUCUGGGUGAGGAUGACCCGCUGGACAAAUCCAUACUGGGCCUGAAGGAAAGCUUCGGUGAGCAUGCUCAGCACGACGACACGGCACUGGAGAGCCUCAUUAGCAACCGCGACUCCUCCAUCUUUCUCACCCCGCACAACAAAAGGCUGAGCAGCCACACUCCCCCAGAGCACUACGCUAACGAUUCCCUCAGCAGGUCCUUCUGGGGAGAAGGGGAAGAUCCGUCUCUGAGAGCCCAAGCAGGCGCGUCCCAUCACCCGGGGGCGAUGUAUCGGACACCCCCUCUGGCCGCUCCACGUGCCGACAGGGCAGAGGAACAGAGUGAGGCAGAAUCGGACUGUUUACCCAGCCAAUCCACACAGGACCACAGAAGUGCCUCUAAUAGGACUAACCCUCAGGAGCAUGCUGCUCCCUCAUAGGUCCUUACACUAGGCCCACGCUCUGCCUCUGACUCCUCGUUGAUGCAACCCCUCCUUUCCCGUCACCCACUACCUCCAAAGAGACUCCUCAUAUUCUGCCAAAGAUGCUCUCUUGUAUGUUUACAUUCCCUUUCUGUCCACUCGAGAGGACAUAUUACCGCUCUCCACCGUGGAGGGUCUGCUGGACAGAUGGACCGGUGAUUAGAUUGACCUUCUCCUUGACACCUCCACCUCUGCAGGAACCUGUCAUCACACAUCCUCCACUCUUCUUUGUUCUCUUCCUAGAGAAAGCGAUGAAUGUAUGCUUGGAAGAGCCAUGUCGGGCACUACCAUGACAGAACGCCAAGACAUGGUUCAGUCUUAACAAGCUCUCGCUCCUCCGGCCAUGCUGCUGGAUGGGGGGAGGAAGUGUUGUGCCAGUGCACGACACACUGGCAGUUUUAACACAUCAUUCCCGGUACAGAAAGCUGUCGGAGCAGCCUUUAUGACUUUGGUAAAAAUGACAAAAACCACUGAUUCCCAAGUGGGUAAAAAGGGGACACUUGUAGUCCCCUGACCAGCAGUGUGUGGUUGUUGAGAGAACAUUAAAAAGAUGCGUCCCACUUUCCCACAGCCAUCCCGACGGACUCAAAACUAUCUGGUAUCUUGUUAUGCAAAUCCCAGAGACAGUGACACCAAAAUGUGGUGUAUAUUAUAAAUAUAUAUGAAUAUAUCCUAUAUCACCUUAUUCUCAUCUUGUUUUUGUCCUAUGAUGAUUCCUUCAUUUGAUGUCUUUGUAAUAAUCAGCAGUUUGGGGAGAAAGCGUACACUGUCUUUUGCACAUGUGACAAUCAUGGCUGUUCUCUCAUGGUUGUCUGUCGGAUGGCCUUUUCUUUAACAAGCAUUCUCAGUGACCUCGAUCAGGUGACUCGACGGCUUCUAUACACAGUACUACGCACUGAUUUCCCUUUAUCAUACCUUACAGGCACUUAAUUUAAUGGAGGUAGACGUCAUUAUGCAGUGUGCAUGCUGUCUUACAUCGUGAGGAUUCAUCGUCACGGUUUUAUCUCUCAAUGAUCCUUCCGUAGAUUUAUUUAGCCUCGGUUUUCACUCUGGACUGUGAAAAAUGAGAAUGUAUUGUAUUAUUUUCUACAUGUACGUAUGUGUGUGUGUGUACAUAGGGCUAGUUAUCUAUUCAAUUCCAUGUCCUACUAGUCCAUUUGCAAGGAGGUUUGAGACGUAAGCUGCAGUAUCUUUAAGCUUAUUCAUUUCAUGCCUUUUAUUGACCCAGUUUUCUACCUGUCUGCAGAUAACAAAAUGAACACAUUUUCUCUAGAAAUGGAGGUUAUUUUCCUCCCAACUGAGAGUAAACAAACAGCUGCCAGCUUCAGCAAACCGUACUGUUUCCACACGUCGGAUAUUAAAUUGCUUUGAGGAUUUAAAGAUGCCUUUCAUGUAGACGACCGUGGCUUUGUUUAAUCAGGUGUAAGGUCAUGAGUUUUCCAUAAAAAUCCUCUAGAUUAUUGCACUUCAGUAUUGCUCAGAUGUGAUUGACUUUGGCCUUGUUUGUGACUCAAAAACUCAAUUUAUUUUUGCAAUAUACUCAGUUGACAGUUUAUUAGGAAAAUCCAGCUAUAAUAGAUGCAGCCUGAUACAGCAGUCCUGCAAUAAUUCCAACAUUGAUCACAUGUCUUUCUCUUUGUUUUGUUUGUUCUCUAGCUUUUGAUUAUUUUCAGUACAGAGGGUGUAGUUUUUGGUACUCUUGAACUCUAUUGAGUUAUACUGAGAGGUGUUUUUUUUUUUUUGGUAAGUCUAACAUAAUGAAUGCAGGAAUUAUUGCAAGACUGUACGACUAAAUUAGAUUUAGCUAAGUAGACCUAAAAACUGCCAACUGAGUGCAUGUUGUAGUCAUAUUGUGAAUAUCUGACAUCCCAUUUGUUGUGUUAUUUCUGCCAUGUUAAUAAUCAGUACUGCAACAUACUGCUCUUUACAUUUGCGACCAAGAAAAUAUUUGUUGUGUUCCUUUUCUCCCUCUUUCGUAUACGUACACCUCAAGGGUACUAAGUUCAGACACUAAAAAUCAAAGAUGCUGAAAGUCUUAUUAUUACUGUCAUAGUGUAUAUUGGUACAUCUGAGUGGUACGUGCAGAUAUGAAUUCUUCACUCUUGCACUCUUUUAUUGAGACUUCCUGCUUCAAUGCUUUUUGUUUACUUGAUGUUUUCUGACUGUUGGCCAAGGUCAACCUCGUGCCCCCUUUCAGAAAGAUUGAGAAAUUCAAAUGAAAACUCGCAGUGAUAAGUCAUCUGAGCGGAGCUACAUAUCGCUGGGGCGCAUAUCGAUUUUCCGUUAAAUAUUUUCUGCCAACACAGCACAUCAUAAUGUGCAUAUGUAUUGUUUUUGUUCUCUGAACGUCCUUUAUGACUUUAUACCAAAGUUAAGCAGUACCUGCUCUGGCGAUAUCCAAUGCUGCUUUUUUUUAUUGUUGAAGUUUUGCAUUUUGUUUUUUAAUGGUAUUUUUGGACCUUUGUUAACGUGUACAUUCUGUAAAGCAUGUCUAAAGAGCCUUUUUGUUACGUAGCCAUUACUCUGAUAUUAAACAUGAAUUCUGAUCA
Messenger RNA from Eleginops maclovinus (Patagonian blennie), 6266 nucleotides. RefSeq names its product leucine-rich repeats and immunoglobulin-like domains 2 (gene lrig2). Lineage: Eukaryota; Metazoa; Chordata; Actinopteri; Perciformes; Eleginopidae. Gene Ontology annotation, molecular function: protein binding. The transcript has 18 exons. The record is from RefSeq and is a predicted model, not a curated record. Bases 481 to 3675 code for a protein of 1064 amino acids.